GGCUCCGGGUGCGGGGCCUCGGAGGACGGCUGCGGCGGAUGCGGGCCCCUUGCCAGGUGGUGCGAGCUCGAGGAGCCCGCGCCCCAGACGUUCACCACCAGCCAUGCGCCCAAGCGCUCCGGGCAGGCAGCCGUCAGGCUCGGAGCGAAGGAUCGGGUCGUGGCGGAGGUGGUCGGGAAGCCUGGCGGGAACGGCUCGGCCUCCGAGCUGCAGGGCAAGUUCAGCGGCGCCCUCGGGGCGGCCGCGCCGCAGACCGCUGGCGUGCGCGGGCUGGCCCGGGCCCAGGGGGCGUUCCUCUGCCUGCUGGGGCUCGCGCUCCUGGCGCUCGCGUCGCUGGCGUGGCUUCGGUGGAGGCGGCGCGGGGCGGUCGGGCUGGACGCGGGCCCGCCGCUGUCGGCGAUGCCGAUGGUUCAGGCGGAGGACUCCGAGCUCGAAUUCGCCUGA
Prorocentrum cordatum is the source of this 444-nucleotide messenger RNA. The record is from the annotation of a GenBank genome assembly. NCBI's taxonomy places the organism in Eukaryota, Dinophyceae, Prorocentrales, Prorocentraceae.